AUGGAGCACAACGCAGAACGUGAUGAGAUUGUCUCUCAAUUUUGCGCCAUGACGAGGACAAACCCCGAAGAGGCACAAGGUUAUCUGGCAGCCAACGAGUGGGACCUCGAAGCGGCAGUGACCGAAUUCUUCGCCGAACAAGAUGAAGUUUCAGAGGACGUUAGCACAGCUGGCGGUCGACGACUGGGGGACAAAUCAGAAUCCUCUGCAGGUAACGCGCUCGGUGGCAGCUCCUCGCACUCCCCCUCCACUACCCCGCAACCGUCGUCCCGCAAAUCGGCCCCGAAAAAGAAGUUCGCGACUCUGGGCGAUUUUGCGUCGGGUGGAGGUGAGUCUUCUGAGGAAGACGACCAGGAAAGCCAGGACUUAUUCGCAGGAGGUGAAAAGUCUGGCUUGGCCGUGCAAAACCCCGAUGAUAUCAAGAAGAAGAUCAUCGAAAAAGCGAAACGAAAUCAGCCCCGGCCGUCGGAGGAACCGACUAAAAGGUCCCAUUUCACCGGGGCCGCACGUACCCUUGGUGGUGACGAUGCUCCUAGCAGGGUAAUCGAAACCCCCAGCGCGCCGAGCGCGCAGCUGCCACGGCGCGUACACAGAACCCUCCACUUCUGGUCAGAUGGCUUUUCUGUCGAUGAUGGGCCGCUAUUCAACUCCGACGACCCCGUCAACCGCGACAUCCUCGAUGGUAUCCGCCAGGGUCGCGCUCCGCUCUCCAUCAUGAAUGUGCAGGCAGGCCAGGAGGUGGAUGUGGAGAUCAAACAGCAUGGAGAGAAAUACGUCAAGCCUAAGCCGAAGUACAAGCCUUUUGCGGGGGCUGGACAGCGACUCGGCAGUCCCACGCCCGGGGUGAAACCGCCCGCCGCCGCUGCCCCUACACCCAGUCAGUCCAGCGAGCCAGCCAAGCCGGACGUGGACGAGUCGCAGCCGACGGUGACUCUACAGAUUCGACUCGGUGAUGGCACCCGACUCACGUCCCGGUUCAACACUUCCCACACGAUCGGCGAUGUCUACCAAUUUGUGUCUGCCGCCAGCCCUAGUAGCCAGUCACGCGCGUGGACCCUGAUGACUACGUUCCCCAGCAAGGACCUUUCGGAUAAGAGCGCUGUGUUGGGUGACAUGGCAGAGUUUAAGCGCGGCGGAGUGGUGGUGCAGCGCACCAGAGAUAUAGACCGUCAAGAUGCCUCUCGACGGAGUCAAGAACGUCGUGCUGGCGGCGUCGGCAAAUCCUCCGUGACCCUUCAACUCGCCCUAUCCCUCACCCUCCAAGGCAAAUCAGUCGGUAUUCUGGACAUCGACCUCACCGGUCCCUCCAUCCCCCGUCUCGUCGGUCUCGAAGACGCCAAAAUCACCCAAGCCCCUGGCGGCUGGCUCCCCGUCCCCGUCCAUCCCUCCACCCCGCCUUCUUCCACCAGCGAUGAACCACAACCUCCCCGCGGCUCCCUCCGCUGCAUGUCCCUCGGAUUCCUUUUGCAAUCUCGCUCCGACGCCGUAAUCUGGCGCGGACCCAAGAAAACAGCCAUGAUCCGACAAUUCCUCUCCGAUGUGUUGUGGUCCGACACCGAUUACCUGCUUAUUGAUACGCCACCGGGCACGAGUGAUGAGCAUAUUGCUCUUGCGGAACAAUUGCUUACGCUUUGUACAUUGGAUACCUCCUCUUCGGGUCAAGGGCAGCAACCGAGAUUAGCUGGCGCGGUGUUAGUAACUACACCUCAGGCUGUGGCGACUAGUGAUGUUAGGAAAGAGGUGAACUUUUGUGUGAAGACGAGAAUUCCGAUGUUGGGCGUGGUGGAGAAUAUGUCGGGGUAUACGUGUUCGUGUUGUGGGGAGGUGACGAAUUUGUUUUCGAGUGGGGGUGGACAGGUCCUGGCGGAGGAAAUGGGAGUGAGGUUUUUGGGGAAGGUGCCGGUUGAUGUGGGAUUUGGGGAGUUGGUGGAGGGGAAGAUUGGGGGUGAGGAGGUGGGGGAUAGUGAUGAUGAGGAUGGGGAUGGGGAGAAGGAGAAGGGGGAGGAGGUGGUGGAUGAGAGACCGCUGGUGGAGAGGUAUAAAGAGUGUUGGUCGUGUAAGCGGUUUGAGGGCUUUGCGAAGACAUUGAUUGGGGAGAUUGAGGGGUCAGCGUAG
This is a messenger RNA of Aspergillus sclerotioniger CBS 115572, 2115 nucleotides long. RefSeq names its product P-loop containing nucleoside triphosphate hydrolase protein. Gene Ontology annotation, biological process: iron-sulfur cluster assembly. The transcript has 5 exons. NCBI's taxonomy places the organism in Eukaryota, Fungi, Ascomycota, Eurotiomycetes, Eurotiales, Aspergillaceae. Gene Ontology annotation, cellular component: cytosol. Gene Ontology annotation, molecular function: iron-sulfur cluster binding; ATP binding; ATP-dependent FeS chaperone activity. Bases 1 to 2115 code for a protein of 704 amino acids. The record is from RefSeq and is a predicted model, not a curated record.